Pseudocercospora fijiensis CIRAD86 is the source of this 1393-nucleotide messenger RNA. RefSeq lists its product as uncharacterized. Gene Ontology annotation, molecular function: oxidoreductase activity. NCBI's taxonomy places the organism in Eukaryota, Fungi, Ascomycota, Dothideomycetes, Mycosphaerellales, Mycosphaerellaceae. Bases 238 to 1269 code for a protein of 343 amino acids. The transcript is spliced from 2 exons. The record is from RefSeq and is a predicted model, not a curated record. Gene Ontology annotation, cellular component: mitochondrion.
AGAACUUGGUCAUCAAGGCUUUGAUCAGGUAGACUUCUAUACUGAGCAGCCUUCUAUGAAAUUAUUAUUCGUCCACCCACUGGUUCAAAACUGCAAGGGUAUGCCAAGGAAGUGGGGCCGAGAUCUGCAGCUCAGGGUUUCAUUGACGCAGCGAAGGCACAGCUCAUCUCUACUUCCAGCAUCAAGUUGCGAAGACUUUCAAACUGCUCAAGAUUCACAUCCACCUCCAACUCAACGAUGACGUCUACACCUACUUCGAUGAGAGCUUGCACAUGGAAGUCGAACACAGGCGGCCUCGAAGCAAACCUCAAGCUCGACAACAAUGUACCACUUCCAAAGAAUGCCAGCUCCCUUUCCAGUGGUCAGACACUGGUCAAAGUCGCCUACGCCUCACUCAAUCCCGUCGACUACAAAAUGGCAGAAAUGCCAAUCCUAGGAAAUUACAUCCUGCCAUCAUCCACACCUGGCCUAGACUUCUCUGGCACCGUCGUAGACACCAAGCUUUCUCACCUUAAACCCGGAGACCGCGUUCACGGCCGACUCGACCCGCCUUUCUUCGGUACACUCGCAGACUACGUAGUCGUAGGCACAGAAGGUAUCGCAAAAGUCCCCGAGAAUCUAGAACUUCGACACGCAUCCGUAGCUGGAAUCGUUGCUUUGACAGCAUACCAGAGCAUAGCCCCAUACGUCAGCGCCGGAGACGAAAUUUUCAUCAACGGCGGGUCAGGCGGAACAGGAACAUUCGGGAUCCAAAUCGCCAAAGCUCUCGGCUGUAAAGUCACAACAACAUGUUCUGGCGCAAACGUAGAUCUCUGCAAACAACUUGGAGCAGAUGAAGUCAUCAACUAUCGCGAAACAGACGUCCUACAAACUCUGAAAUCUCGAACUUCUUCUAAUAAGCCCCUUUUCCGCCUCAUCGUCGACAACGUCUUCAACGACGGCUCUCUCUACUGGAACUCUCACCAUUACCUCGAGCCAAGUGGGACGUUCCUCACACCUGGAGGGACGAAAUUUGCUCAGAUCAGAGAUAUUGCGCUUGGGAGGAUUUUGCCGCGAUGGCUUGGUGGUGGGCAGGCGAAGUUUGUUUUUCUUGCUUGUAAACCUAGUCGGGAGCAGAUGGAGACGAUCGAUAAGUGGAUGGUGGAGGGGAAGGUGAGAGCGAUUAUUGAAAAGGUGUAUGAGAUGGAGGAUGCUGGGAAGGCGUUUGAGAGGCUGAAGAGUGGGAGGGUGAGAGGGAAGUUGGUGGUGAAGAUUGGUGGGGAGAAGUAGUUCUAAUGGUUUGGUUCACGUGGCAUGAAUGAUGACUUUUAGAGAAGACUACAAGGGUAAUAUGCGUAGAUUUUAGGUGCAGAGAUACCGAAUGAUGGGUCUUCGACCGUGGAGACUCCAGCUG